AUGGAUGCAGAAAAUAAGAGCAGAGCAGAUCUUGCUCUCCCAAACCCACAAGAAUCUCCCAGUGCGCCUGACAUUGAGCUCUUGGAAGUAUCUCCUGCCGCUGAAGCUCUGCCAGCGAAGCCAGCGCCACCCCCACCACAGCAGACAUGGCAGACAGUUUUGAAGAGUGAUUUGGAGUUCCUGGGGGUAACACAAAUUCUGGCUGGUUUGGUAUGCCUUUGUUUUGGGACAAUUUUCUACUCCUCAGUGCACAUUUCAGACUUUGAUGACGAAGUGCUUCUAUUGUAUAGAACAGGCUAUCCAUUCUGGGGACCAGUGCUGUUUGUUUUGUCUGGAUUUUUGUCAGUUAUGUCUGAAAGGAAAAAUACACUGUAUCUGGCGAGAGGAAGCCUGGGAGCAAACAUUGUCAGCAGCAUUGCUUCGGGAAUAGGGAUCAUCAUCCUGAUCCUCAACCUGAGCCACAAUUCCACCUAUCUGAAAUAUUGUAAGGAUCUAAAUGAGGACGAUGGCUGCUUUGUGACUGCUUUCAUCACAGAAAUGGUGUCGAUGAUGCUGUUCCUCACCAUGCUGGCCUUUUGCAGUGCUGUGUUGCACACUAUCUAUAGGAUUGGAGAAGCAUUCAAGAGUAAUAAGGUCACAGAUGAUCGUCUUUAUGAAGAACUAAAUGUUUAUUCACCAAUUUACAGUGAGUUGGAAGACAAAGGCGAAACGUCUUCUCCUGUUGGUUCAUAA
Messenger RNA from Cricetulus griseus (Chinese hamster), 732 nucleotides. Lineage: Eukaryota; Metazoa; Chordata; Mammalia; Rodentia; Cricetidae. The record is from RefSeq and is a predicted model, not a curated record.